This is a messenger RNA of Myotis lucifugus (little brown bat), 7589 nucleotides long. It is a transcript of the gene TTC3, whose product is annotated as tetratricopeptide repeat domain 3. Lineage: Eukaryota; Metazoa; Chordata; Mammalia; Chiroptera; Vespertilionidae. Gene Ontology annotation, molecular function: ubiquitin-protein transferase activity; protein binding. The transcript has 46 exons. Bases 168 to 6248 code for a protein of 2026 amino acids. The record is from RefSeq and is a predicted model, not a curated record. Gene Ontology annotation, biological process: ubiquitin-dependent protein catabolic process.
GGUGGCGUCGGCGGCCCGCGACCGAGGCUUGCGGUCGGCGGGCCCGGGUGAGUGCACCGCUGGCGCGCGGCAGGGCUCCUGGAUGUACCACCGUGUCGCACAGAAGCCGAGAUGCCCGGGAAGAGCGGCCCGCCAGGUCCUCUCCGUGGGUGUGUGGACGCUGCGCCAUGGACAUUCUGGCCCUGGGAGAGUACACCACCACAGAUUAUGCCUGGUUAGAAGAGUCCCCUUUUGAGGACGACAGUGUCUUUGCUUCUGAAUUUAUGCCCAAUGAUUAUGUUCGUGUGACUCAACUCUUCUGUGAUGGGGUGGGUAGGCAGUAUAAAGAUUAUGCCGAAAGUGAGAGAAACUUAGAAUUCGACAUCUGCAAUAUGUGGUGUACUAAACCAGUUUCUAUCCUGCGAGAUUACUGUGAUGCCAUUAAAAUACACAUCUUCUGGCCACUUCUGUUUCAACAUCAACACAGUUCCAUAAUAUCACGGCUGUACCCCUGUGUGGAGGCCACCACUUCUCAUACUUCUGAGAUAAGUUUGAAGGAAUUGCAACAUCUUGAGUUGAUGGAAGAUAUUGUGGAUUUGGCGAAGAAAGUUAUGAAUGAUUCCUUCUUUAUUGGAGGCUUACUGAGAAUUGGUUAUAAAAUAGAAAAUAAUAUAUUGGCAAUGGAAGAAGCUUUGAAUUGGGUGAAAUACACAGGUGAUGUAACAAUUCUAUCUAAAUUAGGAGAAGUUGACAAUUGUUGGCCUCUGUUAAGUAUUUUCUUUACUGAAUACAAGUAUCACAUAACUAAAGUUGUAACAGAAAACUGCAAUAUACUUGACGAAUUUAAAAGACAAACUUGUGCGGAGUGUAUACAGCAAGGAGAACUAAUGAAAAUGAAAGGAAAUGAAGAGUUUUCCAAAGAAAGAUUUGAUCUAGCGAUUAUCUAUUACAGCAGAGCCAUUGAAUAUAGUCCUGAAAACUACCAUCUUUAUGGUAACCGAGCUCUUUGUUUUCUUCGCACGGGACAGUUCAGACAUGCACUUGGUGAUGGAAAGAGAGCCAUUAUUUUGAAGAACAACUGGACAAAGGGUCAUUAUCGUUACUGUGCUGCUCUUUAUAUGCUGGGGGAAUAUGAGUGGGCCCUGCAAGCAAACAGUAAAGCUCAAAAACUCUGUAAAAAUGACCCUGAGGGAAUCAACGAUCUAAUUCAGCAACAUGUAAAGUUACAACAACAAAUAGAAGAUCUGCAAGGCGGAACAUCAACUAGGAAUCCAAUUAAAGCCUUUUAUGAAAGCGGAGCCUACACACCUAGUUUACCAGCACCUGCAUUUAGUACUUCACUUAACUUUGUAGAGAUCGAAAGAGAUUCCAGCAAAACCUACCACGAAAUGGCAUACGAUGGUAAUCAGCAUCUAAUGGUGUUAGAUGAAGCUUUGACUAUAGAUGAUUGUGCCUGUCAUCCUGAAUUUCUACCACUAUCAGGCCAACCUCCAAAAUAUAAAGGAAAACAAAAAUCUCGAAACAAUGAGUUGGAGUUCAGUUAUGGUUCACAAGGGAGUUUUCCAGCAGAUUUGAAAAGCCUCUUGGAGAAACAGUUCUCUAAAUCUUCCAGAGCUGCACACCAGGACUUUGCUAAUAUAAUGAAAAUGUUGAGGAGCUUGAUCCAGGACGGUUACACAGCUCUGCUGGAGCAGCGGUGCCGCAGCGCAGCCCAGUCCUUCUCGGAGCUGCUCAACGGCCUAGAUCCGCAGAAAGUAAAGCAAUUGAACCUGGCCAUGAUUAACUAUGUGUUAGUGGUCUACGGACUUGCUAUUUCUCUCCUUGGAAUAGGACAGCCUGAGGAAUUAUCUGAAGCUGAAAACCAGUUUAAGAGGAUGAUUGAACACUACCCCAAUGAGGGCCUCGAUUGCUUGGCCUACUGUGGAAUUGGAAAAGUAUACUUAAAAAAAAACAGGUUUCUAGAAGCUCUUAAUCACUUUGAGAAAGCAAGAACCCUGAUUUGUCGACUCCCUGGAGUGCUAACUUGGCCCACAAGUAAUGUGGUUAUCGAAGAGACUCGGCCAGGGAAAAUAAAGAUGCUCUUAGAGAAAUUUAUUGAAGAAUGCAGGUUCCCUCCAGUGCCAGAUGCUGUUUGUUGCUAUCAGAAGUGCCAUGGAUAUUCCAAAAUCCAGAUAUACAUCACAGAUCCAGACUUUAAGGGUUUUAUACGAAUCAGCUGUUGCCAGUACUGCAAAAUAGAAUUUCACAUGAACUGUUGGAAGAAGUUAAAAACAACAACCUUUAAUGAUAAAAUUGACAAGGAUUUUCUACAAGGAAUUUGUCUUACCCCUGACUGUGAAGGUAUCAUCUCUAAGAUUAUCAUCUUCAGCAGUGGUGGUCAAGUUAAAUGUGAAUUUGAACACAAAGUCGUAAAAGAAAAGAAGGUUCCUUCAAAACCUAUUCUGAAACAGAAAUGUUCUAGCCUAGAGAAGCUAAGACUGAAAGAAGACAAAAAAUUGAAGAGAAAGAUCCAAAAACAGGAAGCAAAAAAAUUAGCACAAGAAAGAAUGGAAGAGGACUUAAGGGAAAGUAAUCCACCCAAAACGGAAGAGCAGAAAGAAACUGUGGCCAGUGCUGAGAGCUGUCAGUUCCUGGACGACAGGAUCUUGCAGUGCAUCAAGCAGUAUGCCGACAAGAUCAAGUCCGGGGUGCUGAACGCGUCCACGCUCCUCAAAGAGCUGCUCUCCUGGAAGGUUUUGAGCACAGAAGACUACACAACCUGUUUUUCCAGCAGAAAUUUUCUAAGUGAAGCGGUGGACUAUGUCAUUCGUCACUUGGUUCAAGAAAAGAAUAGAGUCAAAACAAGGAUAUUCCUGCAUGUUUUGAGUGAACUUAAAGAAGUGGAGCCAAAAUUAGCUACUUGGAUCCAGAAACUUAAUAGCUUCGGCUUAGAUGCCACAGAAUCCUUUUUUUCUCGUUAUGGAGCAUCUCUCAAGGAGCUUGAUUUUAGCAUCAUGACUUUUCUCUGGAAUGAGAAGUAUGGUCAUAAACUAAACUCUAUAGAAGGAAAGCAACUUGACUAUUUCUGCGAGUCGGCAUCAUUGAAGGAAGCCCGGUGUCUGAUUUGGCUGCUGGAAGAACACAGAGACAAGUUCCCAGCCUUGCACAAUGCGUUAGACGAAUUCUUCGAUAUCAUGGACAGCCGCUGCACUGUGCUGAGGAAACAAGACAGCGGGGAUGUGCCAUUUAAUUCUACCAAGAUAAAAAACAAAGGCAAGAAAAAGAAGCCAAAAGAUUUAAAGCCUAUGUUAGUUGGGUCUGGAACAACUUCAGUAACACCUAAUAAUGAGACUAUCGCUUCAGGUGAAGACCAUAAACGCAAUUCAAAUUCCGCAGGCCCGUUUGUAGUGCCUGACCACCUUCGGCAAGAUGUAGCAGAAUUCGAAGCUCUGUAUGGACAGCACAGCAAUGAGUAUGUUGUCCGUAAAAAGAAGCUGUGGGACAUUAACCCAAAGCAAAAAAAUUCAACUCUGUAUGAUUAUUUCUCUCAGUUGUUGGAGGAGCAUGGUCCCUUGGAUAUGAGUAACAAGAUGUUCUCUGAAGAAUAUGAAUUCUUCCCAGAAGAAACUCGUCAGAUACUAGAAAAAGCUGGAGGUUUGAAAUCUUUCCUCCUAGGAUGUCCUCGUUUUGUUGUGAUUGACAACUGUAUUGCUUUGAAGAAAGUUGCAUCACGGCUCAAGAAAAAGAGAAAGAAGAAAAACAUCAAGACAAAAGUGGAAGAAAUGUCAAAAACAGGAGAGUACUUACGAGUUAAACUGCCGCUGAAUCCAACCGCUAGGGAAUUUAAACCAGAUGUGAAGUCCAAAGCAGUGUCCAGUUUAUCUUCAGCACCAGCUUCUGAGGGUGCAAAACCCCGGCCUGCCUCUGCUGAUUUUCCCAAACCAGCCUGUGAAACUGAGAAGCCACAACCAGUGUCCAAGCCACAACCAGUGUCCAAGCCACAACCAGUGUCCAAGCCACAACCGGUGUCCAAGCCACAACCAGUAUCCAAGCCACUACCACUGCCCGAGAAUUCUCACAGGUCAGUUUCAGAGGGCGAGAAGUCCAAAGAGGUCGCUCCCAGUCCUCCCAAAGCAGCCUCUGAGGAUGCGAGUCGCCAUCCUCAGGGUCGUUCGACCUCCAUUUCUCCCAAGCCAGUUCAUGAGGACGUGAAAACAACCUAUUGGACUCAAGCCCAUGUGGUCACAGGGUACUGUACAUACCUUCCCUUCAGGGCAUUCGAGCUUGCCCCGCCACCACCAGCAUACAUAAGCAUGGUCCCAACGUUGCCCCAGUACACUAACAUUUACACACCGCUGGCCACCAUUUCAACUGAAUAUCAGCUGCAAACAUCAGUGACAGUGGUGUCAUCUUACGUAGCCAAUGACAGACCAGAUCAGAGUGCUGCUGUGUAUUUUGAUGGUCGUCGUUUGAAUGCUGAGCAUGCCCCUGGCAACCAGAUUGCCUCAGAAACACAGAUCCUUCAGGACUCUUUGCAGAUAUCAGUAAAGUCACAGUACAGCACAGGUGGUGCUGAUCCAGCCCAGAGUGAGCCCAGCAGAAAUAAUGGUCACUGUGGAAAUUCUGCCCACAAGCAGGAAGCAAACCCAGAAAGGACCGAUGAAGCCACGAAUAUUCCACAUACACAAGUGGUUGCCAUACAGGUGUCUGGGAAUGUAGCACAUCGAGAAGUCAAUACUGAGCCAUAUGAUCCUUUUGAGGCACAACAGGGGGAUAUUUCACAGAUUGAAAAGGAGUCCCAAGUUUUACAAGAGCAGCUUGAGGAAGCCUGUGAAAAUUACGAGCAGAGAAAACUGAAGGCCUCAGAAGAGACCAGGGACCUGGAAGAAAAGUUGAAAAGGAACUUGGAAGAAAACAAGAUCUCAAAGACAGAAUUAGACUGGUUCCUCGAAGAUUUGCAAAAGGAAAUUAAAAAAUGGCAACAGGAGAAAAAAGAAAUACAAGAAAGACUAACAGCACUAAAGAAGGAAAUGAAAAGGGUUUCAGAUGCCACUGAAACGUACACCCAGAAAAAUGAUGGACAGGAAAAGGAGCAUGAAUUCCUUCUGGAUCAGUCUUCUGAAAUCAGUAACACAUUUACAAAUGAGAAAACGAAAAUAGAAGAGCAAAUAAGGAAAGGGAAGGAGCAAUAUGAAGAGAUUCUUCAAAGAGCUGUGGCUGCAGAGGUAUCUGUGCUUGAAAACCGGAGAGAGGCAGAAGUAUAUAAGUUACAGAUUGUGGAAUCACAAGCAGAAGGGUAUCUGAAGACCCUGAAGCAAUUGCGCAGUGAUUCUGCAGCAUAUCCUGAACUAGAGUCUGACAUACAUUCAUGGGAAUCAUUUCUUUCUGAUGUUAGAAAAGAAAUUGAGAAAGCAGAGUCUCAGUUUGAAGAACAAAUUAAGGCCAUUAAAACUGGCUCUCGGCUGAGUGAGCUCCCUGAAGUGCAGAUCUCCGCGCUCCCGUUUCCUGCGUGGAGCACGAUUCGCCCAGAGUCACUUCCUGAGUCUCCAGGUCACGAUGAGCAGGGUCCCUCCACGUCUGCAAGUCACGGGACCGGAAACCCCACAGCGGGUCCCAGGGAUUCAAGCCUGGUCUCUGCCGGUGAUCGCCCAGUGGGGGCUCCCUCGCCAUCGCUGCCAGCAUCGCCCUCCGCUCAGCAGGAGUGUGAGGGCACCAGCCAGGCAGCUCAGCCAAAACGCAGCCUCCCGGCUGAUCAGAAACUGCCUGUUCCUCCGGGACGCGCCCGUGCCAGCCAGUCUCCGAAAAGGCCCUUCAACAGCAUCCUGGAGCACCUGUCGGCGGUGCUCCCCUGCUACAGCAGCACCGAGCUUGCUGGUUUUAUUAGAAAAGUGCGAAACAAAAGCAAGACCUCGCUGUCAGGACUGAGCAUUGAUGAAAUUGUCCAGAGGGUGAUGGCACACAUUCUGGAGGAACAGCAAAGCCAAAAGCCACGUCCAGGACAGGGCAGGCCGCUGUCCGAGCCCAGCUCCGCUGCCUCGGGGAUGGGGGCCACCCAGGGCCCGCCCUCCGUGAUUGCUGGACCAUCGCCCAAAGCCCGGGGCCAGAGGACAGAAGACGCCCCUACACUGGGUGCACAUUCCUGUGAAAUAUGCCAUGAGGUGUUCAAAUCCAAAAAUGUGCGUGCGCUGAGCUGUGGGCACAAGUUUCACAAGGGGUGCUUCAAGCAGUGUCUGAAAGGCCAGAGCACCUGCCCGGCCUGCCUCGACCGUGACCUCCCGUCAGGAGAGUAGCCGCACCUUCCGGAAGAGGCCGCCUGCUGCCCCAGGUAGUCAGGCCCACCCAAGGGAAUUUAGCGGUUGGUUGAAUUGAAAGAAUAACAAUAUACAACUUUGAUAUAAAAGGCAGACAUUUGAAAAUUCUUUGCACUGUGUCACAGUGCUAAUAAGUGGAAAUCUUUAAUGUAGUUGAUAGUAAUUCCCUGCUCUGAUUAACCACUUGGGUAACAGCCCCCUGGGGCUGAUGGAAUUGGCGUGACCACAUUCUCACGCGCUGGGCUGCCGCUGGGACCACGGCUCUGCAUGACACCCCAAAGCCGCCCUCGAGUGCGUGGCCUGUCGAAUCCUUACAGGAGUCAGUGUUCCUGAAAACACACCAACAUGCUUCCUCAAAGAUUCUGCAUUUAAAAAUGGGCUUAAGCAAACCACACUUUAAUCAUAUGUAGUUAAUGUUAAAAUUUUGGCUGAAUUAGACCAAAAGAUUAGAAUCUCCUCAUGUGAAACAUCGUGUGAUUUUGAUUGUUAAUUAUUUCAUUUCCCACAAGCAGAUUUCUAAAGUGUUUAUUUGUCAUCUUGUAAAGAUAUAAUCUGAGUUUUGAAAAUUGAUUAUAAACCACUUUCUUGUAUCAACCUCUUUACCCCUGAAAUCGAGGCUCCGCGCUCAUCAUCCCACCCCCCAGGUGGCGCUGGCUUUGUGGCUCCUCACCUUCUCCUGUGGCAUCUUCCUGCUUCCUGGUUAGACACAGGUGCCAGGCCUGUCGCUCACAGCAGGCACUGUGGGGAGCAGGCAGCACCAUCCCCUUCCCGGAACCACCACCGAACACAGACUCUUGUGUAACUGGCAACCCUAAGGUGUCCCUGCUACCUCGCUCCGUGUUUGUGUGAAGUAAUGCAUGCAUCCUGUACUAACUACAGUAGGAACAGUUAAAAUUAGUUCUCCUUAGUGACGUGUAGACAGUGGUAAACGUAGAAACACGAAUUCUGGACGCAUUCCAUUUCUCAAACAGGAAGGAGCAAUAUAUUUUUUCUGUGUGUUUUUUGUGCCCCUGGAAGCUCACAAUCCCAAGUUCAUGAGCCGGUCUGUCGCCCUCCUCUGCCUUGCUCCGUGAGUUUUGAGGUCUCAGUGACGGUCUAUAGAUGCUUAUUCUCUAUUUUGAAGCAGAUUCUCCUACCACCUUGUCUGCAUGUUCCUAAUGCCCGAGACCUGUCGGUAGGAAGGUACAUAGGGACCAGUUUGUAGCAGCAGGUACCGUGGAAAGAAAGCAGCUGGGAAAUGAGAGACGGGCCUUGUACAUCUGACUUGUGAACAUGCCUUACACAUCUUGUGAGUGUCAAAUAAAAGCAUUUUAAAAUGCA